This is a messenger RNA of Amblyraja radiata (thorny skate), 6212 nucleotides long. It is a transcript of the gene itga3b, whose product is annotated as integrin, alpha 3b. Gene Ontology annotation, biological process: integrin-mediated signaling pathway; leukocyte migration; cell adhesion mediated by integrin. Gene Ontology annotation, molecular function: integrin binding. The record is from RefSeq and is a predicted model, not a curated record. Bases 292 to 3471 code for a protein of 1059 amino acids. The transcript is spliced from 26 exons. Gene Ontology annotation, cellular component: integrin complex; external side of plasma membrane. NCBI's taxonomy places the organism in Eukaryota, Metazoa, Chordata, Chondrichthyes, Rajiformes, Rajidae.
AUGAUCGCCCCCCACAAGUAGUAAUUAAAAUCAAGGGCUGCUGCAGCAGCAACCUGACAGCAGGCGGGCGCUUUGAGGAAGUGGCUUAAACGUGAGCGGCUGUGCAGUGUCGGGGCGUUUCAAACUUGCGGAGCGCAGAGGAGAGGGAGGGAUGUGAUUGUGUGCGGAAGAGUAGUUCUGUUCCCUGCGCAGGUUGGAAGAAGAGGCGUGUGCAGGGUGUGGAGGAGCCGGAGAGAGAGAGAGUGAGACGGGGAACUCGCAGAAGCAAAUAACACUGCCUUUGAAAUCGACAUGGCGCCUUGUGCCGCCCGUCACUUUCAUCUCGGGGUCUGCUCGCUCCUUUCCGCUGCCUUGGCCAUCUCCUCUGCCUUCAACAUCGACGUGGCGCACCCCAUCAUUAAAAAGGGUCCAGCCGGCAGUUACUUCGGAUAUUCGGUGGCUUUGCACCGGCAGUUGAAAAAGCAGGAUCGCUACCUGUUGCUCGUUGGUGCUCCUCUGGCAGCAGGCCUUGAAGACCAGUUGGCAAACCGCACAGGAGCUUUGUUCUACUGCCCAGUGUCGUCAUCAGAUCAGGACUGUAAACGCGCCGAGUUUGAAAAACCAACCAAUCCACAAACAGAAAGUAAGGAAGACCAAUGGCUUGGGGUCACAGUGGCGAGUCAGGGACCUGGUGGGAAAGUGUUGGUCUGUGCGCACCGCUAUGAGAAGCGACAACUCAGCCCGCAGGACGAGAAGAGGAUCUUGGUGGGUCGCUGUUUCAUCAUCAGCGACGACAUCGCCAUUGAUCCAAACGAUGACUGGGACAUGUCACCGGUGCAGUUCUGUGAAAAUGUCGGCAAUGAUCACCAUGGACUGCUAAUGUGCCAGCAGGGCAUGGCAGCAGGAUUCACUCGGCCCAACCACUACGCAUUUUUCGGAGCGCCAGGUGGCUGGAACUGGCAAGGAACCAUCCAAGUUGCGCAAAAGAACAUCACAUUUGUGGAGCUCAAUAUACUGGAAGAUGGCCCAUACCGGCUCGAGGAUAAUUCAAUGAGUCACAGCUACAUAGGUUACGCUCUCACCUCUGGAAAGUGGAUCACACGCAAGGAUGACUUCAGCUUUGUUGCAGGUGGCCCUCGCUAUGGCCACACAGGGGCGGUGUUUCUGCUUGAGAAAGGGAAGACAGAUAACCUGGAAAUAAAACGCAUUUUAACGGGUCAUCAAACAGGGUCAUACUUUGGGAGCUCUGUGGCCGUAGCUGAUCUUAACAGGGACAGCUGGCAGGACCUGAUUGUUGGAGCUCCACACUACUUUGACCAUAGGAAGGAGAUCAGUGGCGCUGUGUAUGUUUACAUGAAUGAGGCGGGGAUCUUCUCUGAGAAACCUAGCUUGGUGUUGAAGGGCUCUUCAGGUUCCAUGUUUGGUCACGUAGUCAGCAGCAUUGGAGACCUUAACCAAGACGGAUUUCCAGAUAUCGGGAUUGGAGCACCUUACGAUGAAUAUGGUAAACUUUUCAUCUACCAAGGUGGAGCAACAGGGCUGGCUCCCCAACCUAGCCAGAUCAUCAGUGGAAAUGAACUGGGUAACACUGAGGAGAUAAAAACAUUUGGCUACUCAAUCAGUGGAGGGGUUGAUGUCGAUCAGAAUGAAUAUCCUGACAUUCUAAUUGGAACGUUAUCCGACAAGGUCAUUUUACUGAGAACACGCCCAGUUAUUAAUAUAAGUGAAGACUUCACUGUGCAACCAGAAAUCAUUGAUACCAGAUAUUGCAACUCAACUUCUUGUUUCACAGUGAAGGUUUGCUUCUCAUACACUGUGAGUACUGGAAAUACAAAGUACAAUCGCAAGAUUGAUCUUAAGUACAAACUGGAGGCUGAAAAAGACAGGCGCUCUCCUCCACGGGUUAAAUUUGUUAAGAAAAACAAAGCUUUCUAUUCAAGCAUUUUCUCAAUGCCGACAUCAAAAUGCCAUGCCAUCCAGCUGGGAUUGAUGGAACCAGUGCAAGAUAAACUUCAACCCAUCUCAAUCACUCUUAGUUACAACAUUGUCAAUAAAAGCAAAUCGGCUCAAGGACUGGUCGAUAUGAGUGAUUAUCCCAUUUUGAAUGUAGGACAGCCGUACAUCAAAACUAAACUGAUACAUAUUCAGAAAAAAUGUGGGAAUGAUUGGAUCUGCAAAAGCAAUCUCAAAAUGUCUUACAGAUAUGGGAAGCUAGAGAACGGAAAAUUUGUAUCCUUCAAAAGAAUGAAUGGCAAGCAAAUCUUGGAGUACAAUCAACGAAACAACCCAAAAGUUAAGCUUGUGUUACAAGUAAAGAUUACAAAUAAGCCAACAGAUGUCACAAAUGGUGAAGAUGCACACCAGGCACGGCUGAACGUCACUCUGCCAGACACAGUGUCGUACUCCGGUGCUCGUUUGGAUAAAAUCCGCUGUGAUCCUGACCGUAACACUUUGAUCUGUGAUAUUGGAAAUCCUUUCAUAAUGCGGCAAGAGGCUGUAAUCUAUAUAAUCAUGGAAACAAAAAUAACUCUUCACAUGAGAGAAAUCGAUGUGGGACUCCAACUUUCAACUGUAAGUGAGCAAGAUGAUCUACCUUUAACUACAGCAUCAAUUUCUGUGCAAAUUCAACUACAAGUUAACCUAGAUUGGGAAAGAAAUAACUUGUGGACAUCAUGCAGUGGUACAGUCAUGGGUGAGAGUGCAAUGACUACAUUUGACGAUGUGGGAAGUCCUGUGGAAUUUAUUUUUUUGGUGAAGAAUCAAGGAGAGCCUUUGGGUGACUUGGGAAUACUUUACCUCAGUGUUAAUUGGCCGUAUGAAAUCAGUAAUGGGAAGUGGUUGCUGUACCUCACUGAAAUCGAAAUGACUGGAACAGAAAACCAGUACUGUGUGCCUGAUGGGAAAAUUGUGAAUGAACUGAAUUUAAAGAUGAAUAAUCAAACAAGUCGGCCAGAAAGAACAAAACGGGAUGUUGCACCUGCAGCUGCUAAAGAACUUCGAAAAUUGAUCAAUGAGCGAAGUGGAGAAAGCGAUUUAGAGUUAGAAUGUGGAAAUAAACACACAGCCCGGUGCAAGCGAUUCAAUUGUCUGCUGCGCAAUAUGACGAAAGAGGCCAAAAUAACGCUCCGAGCACGACUGUGGAACAGCACCUUUCUCGAGGAAUUCCAAGACUACAACCGGAUUUAUGUGAACCUGGAGGCUUCCUUGCACCUAAUGACAAAUAUUUCUACAAUAAAAAUGGAUCAAUCAAGUGUGAAUGUAACCCUCAAUAUUCAACUCAAGCCUGAUGAAAAACAAUCUUCUAGUAAGAAAUGGGUCAUUGUGGUGGCUGUGCUGGCAGGAAUUCUACUGUUAAGUUUUAUAAUACUACUACUAUGGAAGUGUGGUUUCUUCAAGAGAGCGAACACAAGAGCUAUGUACGAAGCCAAAGAGCAAAAGGCUGAAAUCAAGACUCAGCCCUCAGAAACUAAGCGCCUUACUGACAAUGACUAGUGCUGGUCAACCUCACCUCCUGCACUUUUUGUGCGGCUUCUUCAAGAGGACAAGAUACUACAGGAGUAUGCCCAAGUAUCAUGCUGUGAAGAUCCGCAAAGAAGAACGCUAUUUCAUCACAGAAGGCUUUACAAAGAAGACCCAGAAGAAGCAAUGGGUAACAAACUGGAAAGAAAAGGACAAAUACCAAUGAGUGCUUCUUUCUGAACCUAUAAGGGGGCACCCGCUUGUCCAAACACUUUCCAAGCAAACAUUACAGGGAACUGUGUAAUAUACCUGUGUACAAACAUUCUGUUCACAUUACCUUAGUUCUAUUUAUGAUAACUUAUGUUUCAGUCAAAUUCAAGAAAAAAAACCAUGAUAAAGUUUGUAAAGCACAGUGGGAACAACUUGGAAUCCUUGGUGCCUUUUGAAGCACAUCUUUGAGCUUUUUACAGGUUUGAGCAUUGUUUUCCCAGUAGAUUAGACUAAGAGUCCAAUGCACUGAAAUACAUGGGGAAGGAGCUGGUGAGUGGGCUUUUAGGUUGGGGGGGAGGUGGGGAAUGAUUGCGGGUUUGAGUAAAGAUAUUAAGUUACACAAGGAACAGGGUUGUAGCUACCACUUCAUGAGAAACAUUGUGUGUUGAAUAUAUUGUUCUGUAAUAAUUUAAACUCGAGAACAAAUGGGUUAAUGUUUAAUUUAUUGUGCUAAAAGGGAAGAUGGGUCCAUUUGAAAUUUAGCUUGUGGGUUUAAAACUAGUUGACGAGCUGGUUGGAAGGAUUGCUGCCAGCCACAAAAUCUUUAUCAUUCCCGCCUUCUCCCAAGAACAAGAAUUUAGAUUACAAGACAAAUGGGAGCAACACCAAUCGCAUUUUGGUUAGGUUAUGCUUGUGCUAUCGGUUUUGCAUGUAUUUCGUUUGUUCCAUGUUGUUUAGAAUUAUUUUCAGGAUAUGAGAGAUGUGCAGAUAUGAUGUGACCUUUCCAUUUGUGCAGUGCCUACUGAAUAACAAUAGCAGAAUGUGUAUCACCCAAAGACAUUGAUACACAAUAAUUAAAUAAGAGGAAUAGGAUGUUUAUCAAUAUGUUUUCUGUAAUUGCCAUGUCAAUCUUUUGUUUCUCUAUUAUCUUUGAAAUAUGGUACUUUAAAAAAAUUGCAAUCCAUGCGAUAAUAUUAAGGGUACACAUACCAAUGUGUUUUCAUGCCAACAUGAUAUUGGUGGAUACAUUUGAUAUAUUUUAUAACUUCAGAUUGAGGUACUAAUUGGAAACUGUUGAUCCAUUAUUUACCAUCUUGAUUGCUGCUUUGAAAAACAAAUUAAUCUGAGGAGAGGUGUCAGAUAAGUAUUCAUCCUCUCUAGCUUAGUUUCUAAAUUUACACAUAAUUGAUGAUUAAAAUGCCCUGAUUUUUAAUGGGAAAGCUAAUACAAGAUGAAAGUUCACGCCAGAGAUCAAACCAAAGCAUUUUUUUUUCUUGCUCACUUGGUCAAUCAGAAUAGCAGUUAUCGACUCUAGUAAUAAUUUGAAAGAAAGGACGUUUUCUAUUCUAAAUGCUUAUAUAUCUUUCACCCUUCAUACUGGUGAACUGUCCACAGUAAACUGAAUAACAUAACAUUACAUGUGGCAGAUAAUAAUCAAAUAAUGAUAUGGUUGUAAGUGUAUAUAUGCAGUUACACAGCUGUACAAGUUGGUGAUAGAGAAAGUGUAGGCAGGAAGUAAGAAGUCAGUAAUAUUUUUUUAGAAAAUAAUAUAUAACUUGACAACCUUAGAUUUAAAUUUAGGUGAGAGAUGAAGUGCCCUGUUGCUGACACGAACAGCUAAAUGCUUAACGUAAAUGUUAAUCAUACUAUAUUUUUUUAAAUAAAUAGAGGUAAGUAUCUCUUUUUUUUUAAAGGGCAUAGAGCUAUUCCAAUAUCCCAAUAUUAUGCACUAUUAACUGUGUAUAAAAAAUUAACAGAUUUUGUGAUUUGGUUCUUGGAGUAAUUGAUUUGACUCUAAAACAAAGAUUUUGUUUCUCUUUAUUUUAGCUUACCUGCUUAGAUCAAAGUGAUAUUGGAAAAAUGGCAACCAUACUAGAACUAUCUUGAUUAAUACCUAUAGCUUGGUUCAGUCAGAAUAAAACAUUACUGAAUAUUAAAAUAAAUAUAUUUAAGUCAAAAUGUCAAAACUUUGUAAAGGACAUUAAAAAUAUUACCAGAAUGGUACCAGAUAUGAGAAAUUUGAGUUCAGUGUGGAAAUUGGGAGAGGUGGGGUUAUUCUCCACUGACCAAAGAAGGUUAGAGAUUUUAUGGAGAUCUUCACACAUCAUGAAGGAGUUUGAUAGAUAAAUGAAAAUAAAAAUUACUUCCACUGGCAGACAAAAUCAGGAAACACAGAUUUAAGGAAACUAGUAAAAGGAUUGGACGUGUGAUAUAAGUUUAUGCAGCAAGUUGAUGUGAUCUAGAAUGCAUCGUCUGAAAGGGAGAUCGAAGAAGAUUUGGUUGAUUACUACUGUGUUUUAUUAUUCUUUACUGCUGAACAUUUAACAAAUAUAUAAAUACUUCCUAGAGCUAAGAAAUUCUUGUACUGUAAGAUUUGUAAAUAUUUCGUAUUCUAUUGUAUGGAUGUGGGGAUUCUGUUUUGCUACUGUAGUUUUUGUUGUAUCAAAUUGUAUUAAUACUGUAAAAUGUUUAUUACUGUUUCUGAAAUUACUGAAAUGGGUAAUGUCUUUUUAAUAGUUUGUGCUACUGGAAUAUUGAAAUAAAAGUAUUUUUAUCAAAAUUUA